This is a messenger RNA of Budorcas taxicolor (takin), 1038 nucleotides long. It is a transcript of the gene HMX1, whose product is annotated as H6 family homeobox 1. The record is from RefSeq and is a predicted model, not a curated record. Lineage: Eukaryota; Metazoa; Chordata; Mammalia; Artiodactyla; Bovidae. Gene Ontology annotation, cellular component: nucleus. Gene Ontology annotation, molecular function: RNA polymerase II transcription regulatory region sequence-specific DNA binding; DNA-binding transcription factor activity, RNA polymerase II-specific. The transcript is spliced from 2 exons. Gene Ontology annotation, biological process: negative regulation of DNA-templated transcription; regulation of transcription by RNA polymerase II. Bases 1 to 1038 code for a protein of 345 amino acids.
AUGCCGGACGAGCUGACGGAGCCCGGGCGCGCCACGCCGGCCCGCGCCUCCUCCUUCCUCAUCGAGAACCUGCUGGCGGCAGAGGCCACGGGCGCAGGGAGCGGGGCCCAGGGCGGCGGCGGCCGCGGGGAGGAGAGCGGCGACGACGGCGAUCCUGAGGACGAGGACGCGGGGCGGGCGAGGCGGCGGCGGCUGCAGCGGCGGAGGCAGCUGCGCGCGGGCUCCGGGAGCGGGGAGGCGCGGGCCCGCGCGCUGCUUGGGCCGGGCGCGCUGGGCCUCGGUCCCCGGCCGCCCCCGGGUCCCGGGCCGCCGUACGCGCUGGGCUGCAGCGGCGCCGCGCGCUGGUACUCGCGGUCGCACGGAGGCUAUGGAGGCGGCCUCAGCCCUGACAGCAGCGACCGGGACUCACCGGAGACGGGCGAGGAGAUGGGCCGCACAGAGGGCGCCUGGCCGAGGGGCACCGGGCCGCGAGCGGUGCAGCGAGAGGCGGCGGAGCUGGCGGCGCGGGGACCGGCGGCCGGCGCGGAGGAGGCGGCGGAACUGGCCGAGGCCCCCGUGGCGACGGCGGCGGCCGGGGAGGCCCGCGGCGGGGGCGGCGGCCGCAAGAAGAAGACGCGCACCGUCUUCUCCCGCAGCCAGGUCUUCCAGCUCGAGUCCACCUUCGACCUGAAGCGCUACCUGAGCAGCGCCGAGCGCGCCGGCCUGGCCGCGUCCCUGCAGCUCACCGAGACGCAGGUCAAGAUCUGGUUCCAGAACCGCCGCAACAAGUGGAAGCGGCAGCUGGCGGCCGAGCUGGAGGCGGCCAGCCUGUCCCCGCCGGGCGCGCAGCGCCUGGUCCGCGUGCCCGUGCUGUACCACGAAAGCCCCGCCGCCGGGGCCGCCGCCACCGCCGCGCUGCCCUUCCCGCUGGCCCCCGCCGCGCCCGCGCCGCCCCCGCCGCUGCUCGGCUUCUCUGGGGCCCUCGCCUACCCGCUGGCCGCCUUCCCGGCUGCCGCCUCCGCGCCCUUCCUGCGGGCGCAGAUGCCCGGCCUGGUGUGA